AUGGUCUUUAUAAAUGUUUGUUUAACACUAUGGUUGUCACUUGUGUUAGGCCUUCAUUGGGGAAGUGUUGGACCUAUCUCAAUAUUUAAAAACCACGUAGUAUUUCGAUCACCUGUAGUAUUGAAAGAUGGCCUGGUGGCCAAUCGAAUUUUUAGUGGCGAUCAGUCUUUGAGUAUUCAAUCAGAAAAAAGUGUGCACAUUCAAAGCGGUUCGAAGAAUAAAAAUUCCGCAAUAACAAUUGACAAACAGGGAAUUCACGCGAAUUGUGAUCAAUUUCAAAUCAAUGAUCGAACAGGUUCAAAACUUGUUGCGAUUGAUUCGUCACAAAUCCAAGUUUACACUGAUGAUCUUUCAAUCAUCAACGAACACAAACGAUUGGAACUUCCACAUCUAGUAACGAAUUCAAUCAGUUCAGAUAAAAACCUAAGUCUCUCGGCGGAUGAAGGUCGAUUGACGCUCUCAUCGAACAGUGAUAUUGAUAUAUCAGCACGGCAAACAUUGGAUUUUGUUGCGAAUGAUAUUGUCAUCAAAUCUCAUACGAUUCGCCUUCAAAAUGAACAUAUCUAUUUUGAAAAGUUACGCUUUUUCGAUCGUGCUAAAGCACCAAUUGUAGCUCGUAGUUCUCAAUCGUAUUCUGUGUGUAUUUGCGAAAAUGGUCUGGUAUUUGCUGCAAUCGAUUGUCGUCAACAUGCGUUCGAUUGUCGCGAGUGA
Molecule: messenger RNA, 711 nt
Organism: Adineta ricciae
Lineage: Eukaryota; Metazoa; Rotifera; Eurotatoria; Adinetida; Adinetidae
Source: the annotation of a GenBank genome assembly